This is a messenger RNA of Coregonus clupeaformis (lake whitefish), 2282 nucleotides long. RefSeq lists its product as uncharacterized. The record is from RefSeq and is a predicted model, not a curated record. The transcript is spliced from 8 exons. NCBI's taxonomy places the organism in Eukaryota, Metazoa, Chordata, Actinopteri, Salmoniformes, Salmonidae. The coding region runs from base 345 to 1268 and encodes 307 amino acids.
AUCCUACGUUUCUGUGUAGCAGGGGAAGAUACAGAUGAUCCCUUGCGUGUGAGACAACACCCCAGAGAUGAGAUCGAAGAACAAGGGAUCUCCCGAAAUAAUAUCUAUAUUUUAGAUCUCUGUCUUUAAAGAAAAUGUAUUUGGUAGAUAAUUGUACCUCAGAAAGACGCUUAAGAUUCUGAUGCAGAAUACAUUUAAUUAAGAUUAAUGAAAAAUAGGGAAGGAAUGUGUGCGGUUGCAAUUUAAUCGUUUUAUGUGUAACGUUAGGUGUGACCGCGCACAUUAACGCACUGCAAACGUGCUAAAAUACACAGUUCUAGGUUUAGAUUUUUACAGACAACAAGAUGAGCAGUGGCAGUAAGCGAGAGAGAGAACAGAGGAAAAAACUGCAGCACUUUCUGACAGACCUGGCCUUAUUGGGAUCAUUGCAGGGUUUCCGGUACUUUCAACCUUGGCUGAGGGGGAGAGAGGAGCUACUCCUGACUGUAGUCAAUGAAGACCUGGGUUGGCGUUCCCCUCGGUUCAUGGUGUCGGCAGCCUCCUCCUUCAGUAGCAGUUCCUCAUCCAGCAGCACCAGUAGCACCUACAGCCUGGCUAGUGACACCAGCUCCCCCCUGCCUGGGGACCACCAGGGGCCUCAUCAAGGCCCUCAGGGGCCACAAAGCAUGCCAAGGAAGCAGCAGCACUCAUCACAGGGGCCCCACCACCAUGCCCACAAGGGCAGCAGUGAGGCCCAUCUCCUACCAGCCUCCCCCAGUGAAAGAGAGAUUGCAGUGCCUGAAGUGAAUUGCACUCUUUUCCUAUUGGCUGGCUACGCCAAGUAUGGUCGCCCGUACGCCUGGAUAAGGUCCAAUCACGAGCGCCUGGUCAACAUCGGAGGCACUGAUUCAAUGGUCAAGGACACACCCAUGAAACUCAAGGCCAUCACGGACUGGGGAUCACAAGGAAUACGGGUAUGGGAUGUAGUGAGUGAGCUGGUGUGCCUGUGCACUGUUCCAUCUCCCUCCAACCCCUUUGCCCUGGACAUGCGCUACCUGAAAAACCUUCCUCUCCCAGAGCGCUUCCUGGUCUCUGGGGCUCUGCUUAACUUCCUGGAAACCUACGCUGUCUAUGGCAACCGGGAUGAGCUGCACUACGACAAAGUCGUAGAAGAGGUGAAGUCUCUGAGGCGUCUCCAUGUCCAGACUCUGUCUGAGGUCCAGAGGAGACCGGGCAGAAGCACCAGGCCAGCCACUCCCGCUUCAGGAGAGUCCUCAGAGGAAGAGUGACAAGGGUCAUAUUCCUAAGUGCACAGCACACCGUAGCGAAACGCUUUGCAACGAAUAACAAAAAACGACAGUUUCUCAUAGGACAAGUCCAGGGGUGCUUUCAGUUCGAUAUAACGUUUGCCAUGUUGCGUAACGGUUUGUACUGAACGACACGUUUCCCAAAAACGUUUGUUCUUCAACGUUCUUGAACAGACUUUGAGGUAUGUUUGCUCUGAUUGGUAAUGCAUUUUGAACCCACAACCCAUUUUUCAACUGGUCAUUCAGAAAAGCACCGGUUCCUUUUUAAUUGAACGCUCCACUAAUUAUUUUCCAACUGAACGCAGCCCAGGUAGUCUCUCCCUGUUUCAGGAUGUUUUCUUCCUUUUGGUGUCCCUGAAUACAACCCUGAUGUGGUGGUCAGAGUAGACAUUGUAUGAUGGAAGGAGACUGAGGGGUACUAGUAUAUCCCGUUGUCUGUGCAUUUUUACUAAAGGUAAACAUGUAGCCAUAUUGAAUGAUUAUUUCCCCAACAGAGGUAGGAUCAAUGUGCCAAUAAGACAAUACAAAGGGAACUAUUAUUUGUCCCAAAAAAAUUCUCUAAUUCGAAUGUGCUAGGCCCAUAAAUAGGGCACAUUUGAAUGUAUGGUACUCCAUCUCAAUGUGUUAAUGUACUGUAAUUUCACCGCCGUCAUAGAGUGAUGUCGAAGUAAAUGCCAGUUUAAGCGAUUAUGAAAUGGGUCAGAAUAAAGUAAAGUACCAUAAGAAAUAAGCCUCAUGACUUUCACCUUAUCCCAUGACCCCUGGUGAACUUCUGCCUUCCAGCUCCGGCCCCAUGACAGAAUGUUGUUUAAUUUGAGUCCUAGAUAUACUGACCCUUAAAAAAGGGCAAAUAGACUUAAAUAGAUACGCCUCAGAUUGUUUUGUCUCAUUCAUCAAAUGCUUGGCACCAGGACUAAAGAUACAGUAUGUAGGGGGGUACAGGGGGCUCGUUUUGGCCUGAGGUUGGCUGUUUUGAUGCUCUGAGUCUUCAGUUAA